AUGGGUUGUUAUACAAAUGCAUUUUAUAAUAGUUAUUUUACAAGUUCAUACAUGGAACCAACAUUAUGUUUUCGUUUAUGUGAAACACCGAUAAUUUAUAUACAAGCCUCAGUAUGUCGAUGUUCAGGUGGAGGUCUUAUGGAUUAUAAUCGAGGCAGCGAUAGAUUUUGUCCAAUACCAUGUCCAAAGCCAGGUGAUCGUCAAGUUAAAACAACUUAUACAUGUGGUGGUUCAGAAGGGUAUUCAGCUUAUGCAGAAGAACAAUUUUAUACAAAACAUGCUUAUUUAUUUAAGUAUCAAAUUCACUUUGCAUCAUGUCAAUUAUGGAAUGCUUCUGGAUAUUAUGAUACAUUUCAGGUUAAAAUUGAUGAAUCAUCUGUUAAAUCAUCAUUAAUUAAAUUAGAACGAUGUGCUGCUGCAUGUCUUGAUCAAAAUGCGACAACACAAUCCAUAGCUUUCAAUGAUGAUAACAAUCAAUGUUCAUGUAUAAUGCCACGAAAAUUAAAAACAGAUUUUAAAGAACGCUAUUUUUCAAUUUUGCCUAAUAAUACUUGUGACCGAUAUUGUGAUAGCACAUUGGGUGAUUCAAAAGUUCAACAUACAUUUCAAUGUGGCUCGUUGAAAGAUUCACGUAUAUGGGCUAUAUAUGAUUUGAAUGAUGCAUGUCCGCUUGAGUCAGUUUAUAUAAAAGAACUAAAGCAAUGUAUAUCUAUAGGGAGCGGAUUUCUGAAUUCAUGUUCACCACCAUCAAUAGAGUAUGUCUAUGAUGGAAAUGUAACAUGGAAUGUCUUUCUUAAAGUUAUUGAAAAAUUAAACUUAACUAAAUCGAGUGUUUCAAUUAGUUUUGGCAAUGAUGUUACUAUUGAUCCUUCAUGGAAAUGUUCGACAACAACAACAAACAUCAAUAAAAUCCAUCCAAGCCUUACUAAUAUAUAUUAUUUUCAUAGGAAUUUCAGUGCAAAUUAUGUAUUAGAUAACGGUUGUUUACGCGUAGUUUCAUAUUUGUCUUAUUCACAUACAUCACCUCAUAAGUUAUGCAUAGAAAAUCCAAUGAAUCAAAAUUCGGUAUCUCCUAAUCUUAGAAUUUCUUCAAUUUAUGCAUCUACUUUUGGUAUAAUGACGACUACUUGUCCAACGAAUUGGUUUGAUUUGAAUGGACAUUGUUAUCGGAUAUCGGAUGAACCUAAAACAAUUCAAGAAGCAAGAAAUAGUUGUAUUAAUGAUCCCACUGCUGAGCAAAUGAAGAAUGAUGAAGCGGUUAUACCAUAUAAUGAUGAUGAUGAUGAUGAUAAUGAUGAUGAUGAUAAGAAGGAAAGGGAGAAGGAACUCAAAACUUAUAUGAAUGGUUUAUUGAAAGGUGAAAUCGCUCAAUAUGAAUCAAAAUGGCAAGCCGGUCUUGGCUUUUAUCUUCUUGAUACAAAUGUAUCAAAUACUCAAUCAAUACCUUAUCUAACUGGAUUUCUCAGCAGCUAUCCACGACCAAUAUUCAUCAAUGGAGUACCAUCACAAAUAGUGUCCAGUAAUAAUUUUCUGCCAUCAGUGUUCAAUAAUCAUGCACUACCACUAGCAGCCAAUGUUAGUAUCAAUCUUUCAUCAAUAAAUGAAUUUCAAAUGAUUAAUUCAAAUGAUAAUGACAACUCAACUAUAAAACAUGAUUCAUGUAUGCUUUUCACACGUUCAGUGAUCGAUGGAAAAAGUAGUUUUAUUGUAAAAAAUACUGAAAUUAAUAAUUGUUCGAAACCCAGACAUGUGCUAUGCAAAACAAAGUCAAGACAUAGUUUCAACUUCUACCGGCAUUGUUAUCGUAAACCAUUAACACUUGGUGUACCAGCAAUGAUAUCAAAUCAUUUAACAUAUGAAUUAUGUUCAUUUGUUUGUAAAAGAUUACGAAUGACAUUAGUUGUUAUACAUAUUAAUAAAUGUUAUUGUCUCGAAAAUAAUCUUCCAAAGACACUUGAUUGGAAUCCUAAUUACGAAAAAUAUCAAAAAAAAGAAUGCGGAUACCCUUGUCCAGGUAACCAACAUGAACUUUGUGGCAAUGAAAAUACAAUCGUUGUCUUUGAAACGUCUAUUUCUAUAUAUUUCUUCGGCUAUGGCGAUAGAGAAAAAUUUUCAAUAUCAAAUCCUGAUUUCGCUUAUGAUAGGUGUAUACAUUUAGAUUCUGUCAAGGAAUCAAAAAUAUAUGAAUUCAAUUUAAAUAAUCCAAGUGAUAUUCAUCCACGUUAUUGUUUAGAAUUAUGUACAAGUUAUCGACAAAAAUAUGCUCUUCUUAAUUCAAUCCAAUGCCUAUGUACAAAUAUUCUGAUAAAAAAAAAACAAGAUAUUUUGUUCACACCUCGAGAUUCUAAUUGUACCCAAGAAUGUCCAGCUAAUUACUUAUAUACAUGUGGAAAUUCAAAAAAUGCAUCGAUAUAUUCGGUGUACUUCAUGAAAAUAAAAUGUCCUGUUGAUGAACGACGAUGUCUAUCUGUUGAUAUUUCAACAAAGAAAAAUUCAUUUUCAACUGCACAAUCUUAUUGUAAAUCGAUUGGUGCUAUGGUGGCAAAAAUAAAUGAUAUUUUAGAUAUUCAAGAUAUAUUACCCAUGUCAGUGUUAAAUAGAAAUUCUUACAUUGAAUAUCGAUUUUCUUCUAUUUGGCGUGCUUCCAAUAGUACACAGUAUUUUUGGAUUGAUCGUACAUCUGAAAUUACAAAUGACAAUAAAACAUCAGAUCGUUCUAUUGGAAGAUGUUCAAAAACAUCACAACUAAUUGAUCAACAUUGUAUUCUUCUUCGUUACGAAAAAAUUAUAAUUCAUGAUGCAGUGACUUACGAACAGUGUUUUAUUGAAUCAAAUGAAUGUUCAUUAAUGUCUGCUAUACCAGUUUGUGUUGACCGACAUCUAGAAUUCAAUCCAAUCGUUAUUCCUUUGAGUACAAAUGGUGACUCGUCAAUAAUAUCAGUUAAUACAACAACAGAUUAUACAUGUGGUGAUGAUGAAGAGUAUCAUUUGAUGGAUGAGUACUGUUAUAAAAUAUUAUUUCACGAAAAAACUUGGCAGGAUGCAAAAUCAGAAUGCGAACGUGAUAAAAGUAUGUUAUUUAUACCUGAACAAAUGGCGACAUUGCACUUGAUAAAAUUCUUAUUUGUACGUCGACGUAGUUAUACAUCAUCUGGUAUUGUUCAUGUUGGUGUUAUUUAUGAUAAUCAAAAUCGUACUGUUAUACAAUAUAACACAACCAAUGGAAAUACUUUACCAAAUAUAACAAGUUCUAAUACUAUUCGUACUUUAUGCGAAAAAACAUUUCGUGAGCGAUAUGAAACAUUAAUGUCAUCAUCAACUUCAUCAAUGAAGGAAAAAAAACGAUUAAAAACUCAACAAACUGGCUGUGCAUAUGCUGAUUUUCGAGCUGGUGUUGAAGUAUCUAUUUCAUGUGAUGAAAUACCUUGUAAUCAGCUAGCAACUGUAAUAUGUCAGAAGGCACCGAUUCGAAAAAUGCGUGCUAUUGUAGCAAAACGGUUAGUUUUCAAUAUGAUGUAUGCAAAGCAUAGUCUGAUCUUUCCUUGGAAACUAUAAAAAUUUGUUUAGAUAAGUCCCAAGUACUUACAAAAGAAGCAUUACUCGAUGAGAAUAUAUGUACAUUUACGUAUUCUAACGCGUAUUUUGUGUGACCUUUGAGUUGUUCAAUAUGUCAAUUAGUAAUACUUUGUACGAUCAAUACACUUUUAUAAAGUAGAAGCAUACAAGUUAAGCUUUUCCUAUCAAUCAUAUCCUUGACUAGAUACAUUUUCACACUGGAGUCAGAUACUCGCCUCGAAGAUGCAAAAUAUUUUGUUCUCUUUUUUGUCUUAAUCGAUGGCUAGUACGCUCUGUAAAUUUCUCAAACGACUACAAUCCGAUGGGCUGUAUAUUAUGCCUUACGAAAUCUUCAUGUCACUUUGGAUUAUUCAUAUCCUAGUUAAAUGACUCUAAUAUUGAUAAAUAACAGAAUUAUAUCAGACAACAGAUAUGCACGGUUACGUUUGUCUGUGUCCUGUAGUCUGACAGAGAAAUUUUAUAGUUGUGGGCUUAUACAAUGCUUUUACAUAGGAUUGCAUAUUGAUAGUAGACUUCUCUCACUAUUGAUAAUUCGAAAUCGCUAUAGAUGAAAUCAGGAUGAAUGUAGGUUAAUUGAAAUGUUUCAAACACUUUGAGUAAUAUAGAUCUGGGUUGCGAGUGUGAAAAUGUUUUUUUUUAAUCGUUUUCAAUAUCCGAUUAUAUUUAUUGUUUUUAAUGCAAACUUGAUGCUAAGUUGAAAGACAAUUCGUACUAUGAAAUUUAAUCAGAAUGAGAUUACAAGUUUGAGAGUGACUUCAGCAUGAAUAAAAAAGUUAUACUUUUGACAUUAUUCAAUUGGCAUAGUUCUACAAUGAUUACUAAAAGAAAACAUAUUCGUUAUUUCAAUUUUUUGAAAAUUUUCAAUUACUUUCUUAAGCUGGCUAAAGUGUUUUUGUUUUUCUUUAAAGAGAUAAUAUUGACUCCUCGAUGAAUGGUGACGCAAAUUCACAAAAAUCUGCAAGCAGACGUUUUGCUACAAUCUUCAUCGUUUUUGCAAUUGUAUUCGCUCUUAUACUUCUUUUAUCUAUAUUUAUAUUACGCAAACGUCAUUUAAUGCAAAAGAAUAAUAGACUUCGUACAAGAAGCCAUAAGAGUGAUCUGGCUUAUUCUCAAGUGUCAACCGGAAAUGAAUUCGAUCUAAAUUAGAACUAUUAUUAUUAUUGUUAUUCUUUGCUUCAUUAUAUUUCUAUUUUAUCCAUAGUCUUCAUUUAGAAUGAAGAUUUUUCAAUUGAUUUUUUUCUUUGAUUUUAAGAACACUUCAAAAAUUUUAUUAGCUGUUUUUUGCACUUGUCAUGUCAUUUCGCCAAAUAUUGAAAAUAAUAAAAGAGUGACAGACAAUUUACGAAAAAGAAAAAAGGCAGUACAAUUAUUAUAAAAAAAAAUAUUCUCUCGUCACCUAUAACUCAUAGUAUUUUGCAUAUCAUCUCAAUUGCAGAUCGUUAAUAUAUCUUGACUUGACAGUCUGUGAAAACAACGAUAACGACUACUGUUUGUGAGUUACAUAGAUCAAGUAAUAUAUAUUAUACAAACAUCUUGAUAAGUUGCUCUUUUUUUGUAGUACUAAAAUAAGUUCACAAUUCAAUGAAACCAUAUUUUAGUUUGGUCAUCCAUAUAUUAUACAUAUAUAAUCAAAUGAUUUUAAUUUAUUUGUUGUUUUUCUGAAAGAAUGACUCGUGUUGUUGUAGUUAUUUGUUAUCCCAAAGUUAUACAUAGAGGUUUAACAAGUUCAUUUAGUUAUGCUGGAGCAUUAUUGUGAAUUAUUCGGAUAUGUUUCAAUUAAUUUUGUGUACGAAAAAAAUUCUGUUGACUUGUAUGUAAAAAGCCGCAAUCUUUAUCAAACAUUUCGAUAAAGAUAAUUAUUAGAGGAAUUAUCAAUGUCCCAAAAAAAGCCUCCUAGAAGUUUUAGAAUAGACCAUAAGUUAUCUUAGAGUUCUUCCAUUCACGAUCGUAAAAGUAAUGAUUUUUCUGAAAUAGUUCUCAUAUCCACACAUUCAUGUUCAGAAAUUUCUUAAAGAAAAAAUGAAUGUUAGAGCAAUAAAUGUUGCAGAUAUUUUUAUAUUUUAAUUUUAGUAUUCAUGAGUUUGUGGAUGAGCUAAGAAAAAACUCCUAUUCCUCAAUAUUUGGACAUCCCUCUUACAAAUUUACAUUGAUUCUUGAAAUAUACGGAGUAGAUAGAAGAAGCUUCCAAACCAAGGGGGAAACGACGUACUCUCGUACGUUUGUACUCUACAGAGUCCAUGGACUUUGAUUGGACUCCGUGUACUCUGACUGGAUUUUCAUGGACUCUGAGUACAGAGAAUCCAAAGGAAAACGCUGUACACUUGGACUUCCUGGACUCUCAUGGCAGUUUCAGAGUCCCUGAAGUACUCAAAGUACAGAUAGAGU
This is a messenger RNA of Rotaria sp. Silwood2, 5961 nucleotides long. Lineage: Eukaryota; Metazoa; Rotifera; Eurotatoria; Philodinida; Philodinidae. The record is from the annotation of a GenBank genome assembly.